AAUGCGGGCUGGUCAACCGACGUAGCAGGAUCGUCGGCGGGAUAGUCACCGAGGAAAACGAGUACCCUUGGCUGGUGGCGCUUUCGUCGGUCUCUGGGUCGAACCAGCCUUUCUGUGGAGGCUCCGUCUAUACGAGUGCGUGGGUUAUAACGGCGUCUCAUUGCGUAGACGGUAAAAGCUCCGCACAAUUCGAGGUUCUGUUCCACAUGUGGGACUGGUACACGUACGAUCCCGACGUCGUGAAGCGGGCGGUCUCCUACUACGUGAUGCACGAAGAUUACAAUCCCAAGACGUUCGACAACGACAUCGCCCUCGUCAGGAUCGCCACGCCCGUCGACCUGAGCUUGACAGGCAUCGCGCCCGUCUGUCUCCCGCCGCCCACAGCCGACUACACGGGCGCGGAGGCCGUUGUCACCGGCUGGGGGACGCUCUCCACGGGCGGCUACCAACCUGUCCGUCCCAUGGAGGUGACGGUGCCGAUCCGGAGCCGCGCGGAGUGUGAAGGGGCCUACGGGAGCUCAGCCAUCACCGACAACAUGAUCUGCGCCGGACUCGCUGAGGGCGGGAAGGACUCGUGCCAGGGCGACAGCGGGGGGCCUCUCACGGUGGCGGCGAGCGACGGGCGCCACCACCUCGCGGGCGUCGUCAGCUGGGGCUUCGGAUGCGCUGAGCCGGGCUACUACGGGGUCUAUGCCGACGUGCGGAAUUACAUAGCAUUCAUUCACGAAACAGUGGAGAAAGGAUACGACGAACUCAGGUCUUUGCCGGAGCGCCAAUAGGAGUUUCGCGCAGUGAAGGGGGUGGCACGGGACGCGACGGAACAGCCAACGAAACGAAAUGCAUUUCUUUAAUCUAAGAGAGAGAGAGAUAAAGAGAGGUGUAUUUGUAUCUUUCAUAUCAUAUUGGAUUCAUAAAAAUAAACAUACAAUCCGUAUUUU
Molecule: messenger RNA, 938 nt
Organism: Penaeus vannamei (Pacific white shrimp)
Lineage: Eukaryota; Metazoa; Arthropoda; Malacostraca; Decapoda; Penaeidae
Source: RefSeq, a predicted model, not a curated record